AGCUGAAGCCGCGGUUCCCACACUUGCCCAGCGCAGCCAGGCCCACAGCCCCUGCAGGAUCCCCGAUGGCCCUGCCCUGCUCCUUCUCGGUGGCCCUGGUGCUGCUCAGCUGCCACUCCCUGUGCUGUCUGGCUUGCCACCUGCCCGACACCCACGGCCUGCACAACUGGAGGGUCCUGACGCUCCUGGGACAGAUGAGGAGACUCUCCGCCGGCUCUUGUGACCACUACACCAAUGACUUUGCCUUCCCCAAGGAGCUGUUUGAUGGCCAGCGGCUCCAGGAGGCGCAGGCCCUCUCUGUGGUCCACGUGAUGACCCAGAAGGUCUUCCACCUCUUCUGCCCGGACACGUCCUCUGCUCCUUGGAACAUGACUCUCCUGGAGGAACUGUGCUCGGGGCUCUCUGAGCAGCUGGAUGACCUGGAGGCCUGUCCCCUGCAGGAGGCGGGGCUGGCCGAGACCCCCCUCAUGCAUGAGGACUCCACCCUGAGGACCUACUUCCAAAGGAUCUCCCUCUACCUGCAAGACAGGAACCACAGCCCGUGUGCCUGGGAGAUGGUCCGAGCAGAAAUCGGGAGAUCCUUCUUCUCCUCGACAAUCUUGCAAGAAAGAAUCAGGAGGAGGAAAUGAGACCCGCCCGGGUCCGCACGGAAAUGACAUUCCCUGACUGAUCAGAGCACACUUGCACGUGUCCUGCCGCCUCAGAGAAGCUCACGCCUGCCGUCACGGUGACACGAAGGCAAUCGGGUGUCCAACGUGUUCAGGACGGGGCAGCACCAUCAAGUCAAGUCGACAAACACCGCUUACUUUCACAUAACCUUGCCCAUCUCUCUACUUACUACUCAUUCGUUUAUUUAUUUAUUUAUUAAUUUAUUUAUUUAUUUGUAUUUAUGGCUCAACUGGGUUCUCUUUGUAUACUAGUAGGUGUACCGUCACUCUGUGA
Canis lupus familiaris (dog) is the source of this 942-nucleotide messenger RNA. RefSeq names its product interferon alpha-1/2-like. Gene Ontology annotation, cellular component: extracellular region. NCBI's taxonomy places the organism in Eukaryota, Metazoa, Chordata, Mammalia, Carnivora, Canidae. Gene Ontology annotation, biological process: adaptive immune response; humoral immune response; response to exogenous dsRNA. Bases 66 to 629 code for a protein of 187 amino acids. The record is from RefSeq and is a predicted model, not a curated record. The transcript has a single exon. Gene Ontology annotation, molecular function: cytokine activity; type I interferon receptor binding.